CCGUGCUAUUUUACGUUGCCUCAGAGACGGCCAGUCAAUGGAGUCAAGCGGUCACGCCAACGCGAUAACACUAGUGACAAACGAGGCCGUAGCCGAUUUAAAGAGGGUUUUUUUUUAACUUAGACUAGAGCCUCGGUCGCUGAUGAAUGCUUUCUAAUCUGCCAUGAGCGCGGGAGAAUAGUUUUACGUCCACACAACUGGCUCGUUUGCUCCGUGUCAACACAAAGGCCCGUGUAGCUGGUGAGCUCCUCCAGCUAGCGAGUGAAUUUUAACGCCAACCUCAGCUGCAAGCAAAUUAACAGGCGUGUUUUCUUGUUUUUAAUGUUUUAUCUACAGCGCGUUUAAUCUGCUCCACCGCAACAAGACGAGCACUUGAGGUGGUUUGUUGUUUUGUUUCUCUCUCUCUCUCUCACGAUAAUGGCGGAACAGAGCGCAGUUGUCAUGCAGCAGAAUUUGGACAGGAGCUGCUGGGUGUGCUUCGCCACAGACGAGGAUGAUCGCACGGCUGAGUGGGUGCGUCCGUGUCGUUGCCGCGGCUCUACCAAGUGGGUUCACCAGACCUGCCUGCAGCGCUGGGUGGACGAGAAGCAGCGGGGCAACAGCACGGCACGUGUGGCCUGCCCACAAUGCAACGCAGAAUACCUCAUCGUCUUUCCCAAACUGGGUCCCGUGGUUUACGUGCUGGACCUGGCUGACCGGCUCAUCUCUAAAGCCGGCCCUUUCGCUGCUGCCGGCAUCAUGGUGGGCUCCAUCUACUGGACUGCUGUCACCUACGGAGCUGUCACUGUCAUGCAGGUGGUGGGCCAUAAGGAGGGCCUGGACGUUAUGGAGAGGGCGGACCCUCUGUUCCUGCUCAUCGGCCUGCCCACCAUCCCUGUCAUGCUGAUCCUCGGGAAGAUGAUCCGCUGGGAGGACUACGUCCUGCGUCUGUGGAGGAAGUACUCCAACAAACUGCAGAUCCUCAACAGCAUCUUCCCAGGUCGGGACAGUCUCUGGUGUGUUCCUCGCAUCCCGGCAGAGGCCAGCCCCCUGGCAGACCACGUGUCGGCCACGCGGAUCCUGUGCGGCGCUCUGGUCUUCCCCACCAUCGCCACCAUCGUGGGGAAGCUCAUGUUCAGCAGCGUCAACUCCAACCUGCAGAGGACCAUCCUGGGAGGUAUCGCUUUUGUGGCCAUUAAGGGGGCGUUUAAGGUGUACUUCAAACAGCAGCAGUACAUGAGGCAAGCCCACCGCAAGAUCCUCAACUUCCCCGAGCAGGAGGAGGCCUGAGGAGGCGCCGCUGUCCAGAGUGAGGACGGCUGGACGAACCGCACACACCUCUCUGCCGGAGGGGGGGAGGGGAGGGGAGGGGAGGGAGGAUAUGAACCAUGGGACUCGCUGGUGAAACAGACUUAGGAUCACCCCCUUACUCACCUACACCUCCCCCCUCCCACACCUCUCUCCUCUCACCCCCUCCAGUGUGAUUCAUGGCACCGCCGCUGACGCCCAUGCAAGGAUCCCCCGCCACCGCACAUUGUUUUUAAACUUUUGACGCUUUCGUGAGGCGAGGACGGAUAAGACUUGUGGACACUGGAGCAUGUUUGCAGACACACACACACACACACACACACACACACACACACACACACACACACACACACACACACACACACACACACACACACACACACACACACACACACACACACACACACACACCAGAGAACACACCUCCUUCCCAAGAACUGGUGUGGUGUGACUGAAGGGCGGAUGUGCUUCUACAAUCACAUAACUAACAUUUAUUGUAAACUUACUGUAUUUUAAAGGAAAACCAAAUGCGGGGCAUGUGUAAUUAGAAAGUUUUAUAAUAAUAAUUAAUAAUAAAUAAUUGUUUUAUAAUGUUUAUUUUGCAGAUUUGAAAAAGCCCCCUUUUGCCAAUGUUGGGAGGGGGGGGUAACAUUGAAUGAAGAAUAAUGUUCAGUGUGUGGAAUGUAUUAAUGAUGAAACAAUAAAAUGUGUUUAACAGUUGUGAAUCAUAAUGCAGUAACAUCGGCCACAAGCAGGAAGCAUGAAAGGGUUAAUGUGACACACACUGACUACAGGUAGGAAGAUGGCAUAGAGCCAUUUGUUUUUAUUUGAGGGGUGUUUCUGUUCUUUGUUCUCAUGCCUUGGCAGUGUUCACGUUGAUGUCCGCAGCCAUUUUACGCAACGCUCUUACGUGAUGUGUUUCAAAGCUUCACCAGCCAUCACAGUGCCCCCCCCCCCAGGUUGGGUCGAGCUCCUGUUGCCGUGAGACUGUCUCCAACAGACUGGUGGAUGGAUAAUAUAGACGCCUAUGUCCUUUUUUUUUUUUUUUUUUGCAGUCACAAAGCAUUUUGAAAGCUUCAGGUCACAUGAUGUUCGACGCAGCACUUUUCACUGGGAGAUGUGAAACGAACAUUUCAAUCUGGACUUCAGCUGUUGGGUUUUUUUUUUUUUUUUUUUUUAUACAAUUCCCCUUUUUAACCCCAAACAUGUGAUGGUCCGACUCGUUGCCUGAGUGCGGACCGGAGCUCGGGUCAGACUGUGCUGCCGAGGUCAUUAUCAUGCAGACAGUGACACUUUGGACACUGGUAACUGAAUGAGUCACAGGGAGCGGUUGACAUUUUGGCAGGACUUUGGGGAAAAUUAAAGGGUCAGUUCAACCAAAUGAGAAAAAGCCAUAUUUCCCUUAUUUACUGCUAGUGGUAUCUAGGUUUUAUUUGUCUAUACCACAAUUGCAUUUCCCGAAAAUAUCAUUUUUGGUGUAAUUCGGGACCAUUUCUUUAAAAUGUAAUAUUUAAAUGCUGUUACAAUAGAAAAGUUUUAUUUGUUCAGACUUUGAGGUUUCUAUUACUAUCCCAACACAAAGUUAGAGGUAUAUGUGAAAAUGGGGCUCUUUGUAAUUCCAGUGAACUGACUCUUUAACAUACCUGAUAGUAAGUAGGUGUGUUUUAAAUCAUUAGGAGCAUGAUGUGAGUAUCAAUUCCACGUUUUCAUGUGACGUUCAUAAGAGAAUUAAGCCCUAGGUUGCUGUGUUCUACCUCUCUAAAUGAACUAGGAAACGUCAGUAUGUGACCUUCUGUGGCGAGAGACGACGUAUAGCCAACCACUUGGAAUAUUUAACCUGCACAUAUAAACUGUGCCUGCUUUACAACGUCCUCCUACAACCUGCACAACAUCUGCUUCCCCCUGCACAUUCACUGUAAAGUCUCCACUCUGCCAAAAGAGGAUGUUGAAGUCUGAACCGUGUUGUACAGACCGUUGUCUGAGUCUAGAGCUCUAUGGUAUCAGUUCUGUGAAUAAAUGUAUUUUUCCAACA
This is a messenger RNA of Dicentrarchus labrax (European seabass), 3319 nucleotides long. RefSeq names its product membrane-associated ring finger (C3HC4) 5 (gene marchf5). The record is from RefSeq and is a predicted model, not a curated record. The coding region runs from base 418 to 1269 and encodes 283 amino acids. The transcript has 6 exons. Lineage: Eukaryota; Metazoa; Chordata; Actinopteri; Moronidae. Gene Ontology annotation, molecular function: zinc ion binding.